Messenger RNA from Mercurialis annua (annual mercury), 1310 nucleotides. RefSeq names its product mediator of RNA polymerase II transcription subunit 18-like. Bases 147 to 785 code for a protein of 212 amino acids. Gene Ontology annotation, biological process: termination of RNA polymerase II transcription; regulation of transcription by RNA polymerase II. The transcript has 5 exons. Gene Ontology annotation, cellular component: mediator complex; core mediator complex. Gene Ontology annotation, molecular function: transcription coregulator activity. NCBI's taxonomy places the organism in Eukaryota, Viridiplantae, Streptophyta, Magnoliopsida, Malpighiales, Euphorbiaceae. The record is from RefSeq and is a predicted model, not a curated record.
AAAUUUGAGGACCAACUGCAAAAUUUACAGAUUUUCAUUUCUUGUUUCUUCUCAAUUGAUUAAUUUUGCAUUAGAUAUGUAGAGGUUAAUUAUGUUUAUCUUACUGACAUUUUAUACAGAAAUACUUUGAAAGAAGGCCAAUUACAAUGGAGUGUGUUGUACAGGGGAUCAUUGAGACCCAGCAUGUUGAGGCCCUUGAGAUUCUUCUUCAAGGUCUUUGUGGUGUUCAGAGAGCGCGCCUAAGGAUCCAUGAAUUCUGUCUGAAAAGUGGUCCUAAUCUUGAGGUUCGACUUUUGUGUGACCUUGAGCAGCCAGAACCUGCUUGGACUGUUAAACAUGUUGGAGGUGCAAUGAGAGGUUCUGGGGCUGAACAAAUCUCUGUCCUGGUGAGGACUACGGUGGAAAGCAAAGCAAGCAAGAACGUGCUUCGCUUAUUUUAUGCCCUUGGCUACAAAUUGGACCAUGAGUUGCUGAGAGUGGGGUUCACAUUCCAUUUCCAAAGAGGUGCUCGGAUAACUGUUAAGGUGUCAUCUGUUAACAAGAUGACGAGAGUACACGCAACUGAUGAGGCUGUACCUGUAACUCCAGGGAUACAGCUCGUUGAAGUAACAGCACCUGCAACACCUGAAAAAUAUUCUGAAGUUGCUGCUGCAGUAUCAUCCUUCUGCGAAUAUCUUGCUCCGCUUCUACAUUUGUCAAAACCCGGUGUUUCAACAGGGGUUGUUCCAACUGCCGCGGAAGCAGCUGCAUCUCUUAUGUCAGAUGGUGCAGGCACAACUUUGUAGUGGGGACGUAACGGAGCUUGAUAUUGAGGGAUAAUUGUAUUGACAACGGAAACUAUGUAUUGGCACGAUUCUUGUUUAUUCUUAAGCCUCCAUCGUUUGUGUAGAAACAGAUUGCUUCUCAUGGGCGAAUAAAUGGUACAAGUUAUAACCUCUAAAGAAAAAAAUUAAUUUAAGUUUGGAGUUGUUCAGUAAGAUGCAUUGCUGCAGGAUGUGGGGCAACGAUCGAGUGAAGUGUUCGUCGGACUCACAUUUAUGCUUCUACUGUACUUCCCUUCUCAUGUGCUUUCGGAAUAUAAUUAGUCUAGGUCUGAAAUUUGCUCAUUUCUAAAUAAGGUUUGGAUUGAAGUCUUAGCUUGGAGUACAUUUUAUCGGAGAGAAGGGUCAUUUUUUGUCAUAAAUUUAUGUGGCUAGAUCAGUUAGGAAUAAAUUUAUGUGGCUAGAUCAGUUAUGAAUUUUGAAAAAUUAUAGUUUUCGGCAUAUUUUAGUUUUUUUAAACUGAAACCAAUGAAUAUAUUUUAUUUUAAA